UUCAUUCAUUCACUCGCUUUGCGCUGCGUUUGUAUCAAAACUUUCUCUCUGACCGUUUCGAAAGCAAAAGCUUCAGCGAUCUUCAUCGUUUUGUUAUCGUAUCUUAAGUUGGAUAUGGGUUUCAUAAUGGAAUUUGCGGAGGAUCUGGUCCUAAGGUUGAUGGAGAAUCCAGAGGAAAGAGACAGGAAAGCAAGGGAACACAUAUAUGAGAUGCACGAGAGGUGUAAGAAGAUUAAGGAAAUGUGGGCAUUGCCUAUUCGUCCUUAUGGAUUCUGGACAUUUGAGCGUCACAAUGCUCAACUUCGUUGGGAUCCUCAGAUCAGUCAGGUCGCUGGCCGAAGGGAUCCUUAUGAUGAUCUCCUUCAGGACAACUACACUCCUCCCAAGUCUUCUUCAUCUUCAGACUGAUGAGACAAUGGAAGAUGCAUUAUGCUUUCUGAAUGGAUGGAUGCAUAUGUUUGUUUUCAAGCUAUUUUCCCCAGAAUUGUACCCCCUCUGUUGAAUUGUACCCCCUCUGUUUCAAUUUGUUCGUCAAGUGUAUGGGAGCUUGGUACAAACUCAAUAAUAGCUCAAGACUCGUUUACGAAUGAGAGAGAAAUACUCAUUGGCUUUUAGUAAAGUUGUUUUGAUUCUUCA
Messenger RNA from Capsella rubella, 636 nucleotides. RefSeq lists its product as uncharacterized. Bases 115 to 408 code for a protein of 97 amino acids. NCBI's taxonomy places the organism in Eukaryota, Viridiplantae, Streptophyta, Magnoliopsida, Brassicales, Brassicaceae. The transcript has 3 exons. The record is from RefSeq and is a predicted model, not a curated record.